AGUAACACUACACCAAUAUUUUAUCUUAAAACGGAGAAGGAGGCUUUUAAAUAUUUGUGUUUUUCUUUAUGGUGAAUAAAAUGCAAUACUGGACUUUCCAUUUGGAAAAUGACAGUUUUCAAGGGAGCAGAUGUGUGUGACUUACUUUGACCACUUCCUGGUGUUGUUUACUGGUACAGAUAUUUGAAAUUGGAUAUUGAAAAAACAUCAUACAAGACUUGAAAAGCGCGGCAUGGAGGAAAAUAAGGCACAUAGCACAGCAGAUCAUGGCUGUCAAAGAAGCAAAGCAACUACUCCACCUCAUACUGAAAUCAAAGUGGAAUAUGAGAGAGAUGAACAAUACAAUAGAUUUGCAAUGCUGGCUGUAAAAAUUCAGACUUCAGUCUAUGUAGUUUUAAACAAAUAUAAAAGCAGAGUUAUCCGUGUCCUCAGUUACCUUCUCCUGCUGUUGUACUUCGUCUAUCUCGGCUACGCCAUGUACUACAGGUUUGGGGACGAGGGUUCGAUACGACUCCUCGUUUGUUCGAUUUUGGGAACAAUCAUUCUUGUUUAUAUUCAGCUUCAGCGAUUGCCUCAAUCCAAGAUUGAUGUUUGUACAUAUCUAAAACAGGUCUCCAGAACUAACAAGGCCAGGAUAUUAAAACAGUAUAUGGGGAGAUUGUUGGUAGUGUCUGUGUUUGUUACUUUAACUGUAUACAUCAUCAUUGACGUUCUACUGGAUUUUCCACAAAACUCAGUAUCUGUUGCUGGAUUGAUUUUGUACAUCAUCAUUUUCUACGUAUUUUCGAAAAAUCCAGCAAAGGUAAAGUGGAGGCCAGUUUUCUGGGGAUUUGCCUUGCAGAAUAUAUUUGCUCUCGUCAUUCUCAGAACCAAAUGGGGCUACCAAGCAUUCCAGUGGCUGGGUGAUCGAAUCAUAGAAUUUCUCAAUUUUUCCAAUACUGGUGCCAGUUUUGUUUUCGGUGAACUUUACGCCAAUCAUCUUUUUGCAUUUAAGGUUAUGCCAGUUGCUGUCUGGUUCUGUUCCGUAAUUUCCGUUUUAUAUUACCUUGGUGUCAUGCAGGUCGUCAUUAAGAGGAUGGGUAUGUUUCUGGCAUUCUGCCUGGGAACCACACCUGCAGAGUCGUUGAAUGCAGCAGCAAAUAUAUUCCUAGGCAUGACCGAUGGCCCACUCAUGCUGCAGCCAUUACUAGAGGAUAUGACUAACUCAGAGCUACAUGCUGUGAUGACAGGAGGGUUCGCUACAAUCGCUGGUUCUGUUCUUGGAGCGUACAUUAAUUUUGGAGUACCUGCAAAUCAUCUUAUAACAGCUUCUGUGAUGUCUGCUCCAGCUGCCCUUGCUGUUUCUAAACUUGCGUACCCGGAAACGGAAACGACUAUAACUAGUGCUUAUGACUAUGGCAAAAUGGGGAAAUCAACCGACAGAAAUAUCAUUGAAGCCAUUUUGUCAGGGGCAUGGAGCUCAAUCAAGAUCAUAACUGCAAUUGCCGUAAAUGUAAUGGCAUUUUUGAGUGUUCUUGAGUUUGUAAAUAUGACAUUGGACUGGUUUGGAGAACGUGUUGGAAUCGAAAAUCUUUCUUUUCAGUUGAUUUGUUCCUAUGUGUUCUACCCGAUUGCCUUCUUUAUGGGGACGGACAUUUCGGACUGUCGCCGAGUAGCAGAACUAAUCGGGAUCAAAACAUUCACCAACGAGUUUGUGGCCUACUCGGAGCUCUCCCACCUUAUUGCUAACAAAAAGAUCUUCACAGGAUACAAAGCAUUCUGGAAUACGUCCUCAGCCUGGUUUUAUCGAGGAGAUGAUAUUUUUCUACCGCAUGUUAAUCAGACACUAAUUAAAGGAAUAAUAUCGAAUAAAUCUGAGGUAAUAACUACAUAUGCCUUAUGUGGUUUCUCUAACUUUGGAUCCAUGGGAAUACUUCUGGGUGCUAUGACAGCUUUGGUUCCCUCAAGACGUGGCGAUCUGUCCAAAAUCGUUCUCAGAGCAAUGAUAGCAGGCAAUGUCGCUUGUUUCUUAACAGGAUGCAUUGCAGGUUUACUUUAUAAAGAUUAUGGUACAACAUAGAACAACCUUGUAGGGAGAUUCUUACAGAUCAUUCAUGGACUUUUCUCGUGGACAGAGAGUGUAAAUUCAAACUUUAUUACUCAAGAAAUG
Messenger RNA from Saccostrea echinata, 2149 nucleotides. Its product is annotated as solute carrier family 28 member 3-like. Gene Ontology annotation, molecular function: nucleoside:sodium symporter activity. Gene Ontology annotation, biological process: nucleoside transmembrane transport. Lineage: Eukaryota; Metazoa; Mollusca; Bivalvia; Ostreida; Ostreidae. Gene Ontology annotation, cellular component: membrane. The transcript has 12 exons. The record is from RefSeq and is a predicted model, not a curated record. Bases 233 to 2059 code for a protein of 608 amino acids.